Trifolium pratense (red clover) is the source of this 1428-nucleotide messenger RNA. Its product is annotated as putative hydrolase C777.06c. The record is from RefSeq and is a predicted model, not a curated record. The transcript has 12 exons. Lineage: Eukaryota; Viridiplantae; Streptophyta; Magnoliopsida; Fabales; Fabaceae. The coding region runs from base 124 to 1146 and encodes 340 amino acids.
AAGUUAAGCACAUAAUUAUUGCAAUCUUUGCUCCUUUUUUUUCUUUCAAUUUCCCACUAACUAUCAAGUAUCAACAACGUUUUUGUGAGUGUCACCACAAACCCAAUUGAAGCAAACAAAACAAUGGUAGUUACAUCUAUUCGUCUUCUUCCUUCUUCCCUAACUUCAUUCGUUCAACAUCGCUCUCCUUAUUCAUGGCGGAGUUUGCGUCCUUCUUCCAUCUCAUUUCCACUUUCUCCCAUCCACUCCACUACUAUUUCUUCCAAUGGAAUUAUUGGUGAUGUUGAUCAUCAAUCACAAGUUAUAUUCAUCGGUACCGGAACCAGUGAAGGAAUUCCCAGAGUUAGCUGCUUGACCAAUCCUUCAAAUCAAUGUCCGGUUUGUUUAAAAGCUGCUAAUCCGAGUGAUAAGAAUAGGAGACUUAACACAAGUAUCCUUGUUCGUCACUCGAACUCCAAAGGAACACACAAUAUUCUUAUAGAUGCUGGAAAAUUUUUCUACCACAGUGCUCUCCGGUGGUUCCCUGAAUUUGGGAUAAGAACAAUUGAUGCAGUUAUUAUUACUCAUUCUCAUGCUGACGCAAUUGGAGGUCUUGAUGAUCUUAGAGACUGGACUAACAAUGUUCAGCCUUCUAUUCCAAUUUAUGUAGCCAAGCGUGACUUUGAGGUGAUGAAGAAGACACAUUAUUAUUUAGUAGAUACAAGUGUAGUCCAACCUGGUGCUGCAGUCUCAGCAUUGCAAUUCAAUAGUAUAUCUGAAGAACCAUUUUUUGUACAUGGAUUGAAGUUUACUCCACUACCAGUGUGGCAUGGCAAAGGUUAUCGAUCCCUUGGUUUCCGUUUUGGUAAUAUAUGUUACAUAAGUGAUGUCAGUGAUAUUCCUGAAGAAACUUAUCCACUUUUGGAGGGCUGUGAACUUCUAAUCAUGGAUGCUUUGAGGCCUGAUCGUUCUUCAGCUACACAUUUUGGACUUCCAAGGGCCUUAGAGGAAGUGCGAAAAAUUCAACCCAAAAGGACACUUUUUACUGGUAUGAUGCAUCUGAUGGAUCACGAAGAAGUGAAUGGCUACCUUACAAAAUUAAUGGAGUCUGAGGGCCUUGAUGCGCAACUGAGCUAUGACGGGCUUUCUGUAGCAGUCAGACUCUAACUACAGUUUCACUCAUAAGAGGACCAUCAUUUUUUUCUCACUAUGAAAAGUUAUUGUUUAUUGAAUAACCAUUGAAAUGAAUGUCAUUACCAGGUUUUUUACGGUAUGUACAUUUUGCAGGCUCCUGCAGCUAUUCUGCCUUUUUCCCUAUCAUCAUUCUUUAUUUCUUCUUUACCUCUCUUAACACUAAGGAUGAUACCAUACAUAUGUUACAGGAAUUUAUCAUGUGAUAUAACUUUGCUUUAUUUUAUAGUUUCCUUUCCCUAAUAAAAGGGUUAGUCA